Molecule: messenger RNA, 1029 nt
Organism: Aphanomyces invadans
Lineage: Eukaryota; Oomycota; Saprolegniomycetes; Saprolegniales; Verrucalvaceae
Exons: 2
Coding region: 1-1029 (342 amino acids)
Source: RefSeq, a predicted model, not a curated record
AUGAGCCAAGGAAUCGCUCUCCUCGCAAAUCUAGAGCAACAAAGAAAGUCAAAGCGAGCUAGAUACACGAGUACACGCAUUGAGGAGCCUGACGUCGACGAAGACUCCAACUCCCCCGUAUUUGACACCUAUCUUCAAACUCAAGGACCUGAAGGAAUAAUGACACUCACCAACUUCUCGCCGUCGGAGUUCAAUCUCCUCUGGGCAGACAUUCGCCAAGACGUCUUCAGACACUGGAACAUUGGCUCCGGCCGCAAAUGCUCCGUAAAGCCUCGUGACCUGCUUCUCAUGAUGCUCGCCUCACUCAAACAUUGCGGUACCUGGGACAUUGUUGCUCAGACGUUUCGAGUCACCACUGCAACAUUCGAGAAACGAGUUAUGAGUUUUAUCGAAGCCAUGCAUCCGUACCUGACUCGGAAGUUCAUCCAUGGCAUGGCGAGCAAGUGGACAAUGCACGAACUGGCGGCCAAUGGAACACGCUUCGAGAACUAUCCACAUGCUCGAUAUGCCACGGACGUUACUUUCCAGCAGACGAACGUACCGGUCGGGUCGUAUGCUGAAAAGAAGCUCUUCUUUAGCGGCAAACAUCAUCUCUACGGUCACAAGGUUGAGGUGUCAGUGCUUCCCAAUGGUCUUGCAAUAAACUGUACGUCUUACCACAAAGGCAGUGUCUCGGACAAGGCAAUCUUCGACGACAACUUGGACUUUCACUGGACCAACCUCACGAAGAACCCACGAGAGAUUGAGAUGACGGUUGUUGACGGGCAGCCUGAGCAGUGGGCAGUUCUUGUUGACAAAGGCUAUCAAGAUGGAGACGCAAACACGCAGUACAUCAAUCGGCUCAAUGCCACCGGGAUGAAGAAGAUCAAAGAUAAGAGAAAGGCUCAAAUCAGGUACCGGGAAAAGCGCAAGACUAGGUUGUCAAUGUUUCUUGCCUCUGAAUCUGCCAUCAGUGGAAAUGCAUGCGGAAGUGAAACUGAAAAUGUAUCUGACAGCGAGAGUGAUUGUGGGCCAUCCCAACUCUUCUAA